AUGUUCUUUCUGUGUCACAAAGCUGGUUACGACAAUGAAGAUGAGAAAUAUGACAGAUCAUCAUUUGUGGUGGAGCGCUUCUUCAGAGGGAACUUUACUCUUGCCAAUAACAGUUUCACUUCACACCCUUUAACUCAACCAGAUGAAUCGGAGAAACUGCUAGAACAACUAAAACAACAGCUAACAUCAGUCUACAAUUCUUCUCCUGCGUUGGCACGCUACUUCUCCAAUGUUACCAUAAACAAUUUUAGGGAUGAAACCGCUCAGUUUGAGCUACAGUUCAUCAUCCCUUCAGAAAAUGAACAGUUGGUGUGCUACACUCUGAGCCGAGAGAUGGUGAAAGGUGUGCUUCUUCAACACUUCUAUGAUCAGGACUCUGAUGCUGGAGAUCAUCUCUAUGUCAUACCAACAUCACUCAGUAUAGAAGUUUGGACAAAGAGAAGAAUUUGAGGAGACAAAUGUGUGGACAUUCUCACUUUUUCUAAUAAACUUGUGGAAAAUGGUUGUGGGCUUUUAAAAGAAUAUUGUAGUUAAGCUAGUGUUAAACUACACUAAAUGUAAAACCAAUGCAUUUUAUCGAAAACAUGAGUUGACUAAUUAAAAGGAUUUUGUAUAUCUGUAUACUAUAGGUGUAAACAUUAAAAAAUAAUAUUUAAUAAAGAUGUUCUCUUACUGCCUAUAAACUUUUGUACGUUUUCUCUUGUAAAACUGAAUUAGACUGGACUUUUUCCCCACGCACUACAUUUACACACAGUGUUAUGAUAGUCAUUCCUGUCUCUCCAUGUGUCCAUUUGUCUUCUUUGUGAGGCCAACAGGAAGCACCGCGGCCUCAGUGAUAUUUAACUUGCAUAUGUGUAUACAUGGUUUGAUUUUAGGUGUGUCUGUAAAAAAGUUUAAAAUGUUUAUCUUGUUCUUUUGCUAAAGAGGACAUUUGGGUUGCUUGCUACUGGGCAAGUCAUUUCCUACACAAUUAUGGUCACAUGACAUUUACAGUUCAGAUGAUUCGCUUCAAAAACUUUGAUGGGGAACCCAGUGCCCAUGAGAAAAAAAGAAUGCACUUUUUAUGUAAAUCAUCACACAUGGCCAGAGAAUUCAAUACUCUCCAAGAUAAUACUCCCAAUACUCCAAGAUAAGUUUGACCUCUGUCUCUAUAUAGGGAUAUGUGACUAUUGUUAUUGUUACUAAUCUCGUAAAAAGCUCACUAUUUGCUAAAGGUGUGUCCCAAAACUGGACCAAACUACCAUGACCAUGAAAGUGAAUUUAACAACACUGUCACCAAACAAUAUUCUUUUAAUAAACUUUAAUAAAUUGUCUUGAACUGUUGCUGCCAGUAUUUUACUGUAAAGUGAUCGAGUGACACACUGUGAAAAGGUACUUGUGCAUUUAGUCAAUAAACAUUUAGUCUCGCGCACCUGUAGGUAAUGGAUAGGUGCGUAGGAAUUAAAAGUAGAUGAGAACAAAAAUCUGUGCCUGCAAAAGUAUAGGCACAGUAGUAGUAGUAGUAAAAGUAGUUUUUUCAAGACUGUAAUCAAACAGUAUUAACCUUCUAUGAAAAGCUGUAUUUUGCGCAUAUAGAACAGAAAGUGCAGUAAAUGUUUUAAUUAUAAAUACAAGUUAAUAGGUCUGUUUAUUCCCACAAGCUUCAUGAUUUGAUAUGUCAUUGAUGAUGUGUGUGGUUGUGAUGUCACUAAUAAAACUGUUUAAGGGGGUUAAUCUGUUUUAGAAAAGGGUCCUGGACAGAAUCGCUAAUCUCUUGGCAUGAGUAGACUGAUCUAUGAUGCAUCAAGAAGUUAUAGCCUUCCACUGCUUCUGAUCGAUGCCUCUAAUGCAGCAGUACUCAAUACUGUUCCUAUAUCUCCACAUUAUUUAAAAGGUUACUUAUAUCCC
Triplophysa rosa is the source of this 1887-nucleotide messenger RNA. Its product is annotated as TPA-induced transmembrane protein-like. The record is from RefSeq and is a predicted model, not a curated record. Bases 1 to 450 code for a protein of 149 amino acids. NCBI's taxonomy places the organism in Eukaryota, Metazoa, Chordata, Actinopteri, Cypriniformes, Nemacheilidae. The transcript has 4 exons.